AACAGGGAAAUUACUAUUUGCAAAUCUUUGCUACGCCCUCAUGUGACUACAGAUAGCUUGGGUUUUUGUCUCAAAUCACAGAGGAAACUAGAGUGUGGGAAUCCAAGCAUGUAACAUCGCAAAAGAAAAUAAAGAAGCAAACGCAGAAAAGUGUGGAAUUUAUGCAACAAGAGAUCUUUAAGAAGCAGAAAAGCUGAAAAACAAGGGAACAAAACAUCAAGAAAAAAAAAAAGACACUGCUGUUAUGAAAUGUAAGAUCUCCAGAAAUUCUGUGUAACUCAGGUAAAGAUGAACUCAAACUUUCCUUUGCCCCGUCCCCUGAGAAAAUCUACUAGUCUGUCACCUGCUAAAACACUGCGGAUUGUCAUGUUGGGUCAGAGUGCUGUUGGAAAAACAGCUAUAACAGUGAGGUUCAUCACUAGAAGAUUUAUUGGUGAUUAUGACCCAACGUUAGAAACAAUAUACAGACAUGCUGCUAUUAUGGAAGGAGAGUUUGUAAAUUUUGAAAUUCUGGACACUGCAGGUCAGGAAGAGGAUUCAUUGCAAAUUGAAGAAAAAAUCAAAUGGGGUGAUGGAUUUUUAAUCGUCUACUCUGUGACAGACAGAUGCAGUUUUGAUGAAGUGAUGAGGCUGUGUUUCCUUGUUAAUCACAUACAUUCAAACUCAAAAAAAGUUGGCACUGAUCAGCCACCUGUAGUGAUUGUUGCUAACAAAAAGGACCUUGAGUUCGACAGGAUGGUUUCUACUGAUGAUGGCGAAAAUCUGUCAAGGGCACUAAAGUUUCCCUUUUAUGAGAUCUCAGCAAGGGAUUGUGUUGAAGAUACUGUGCUGGUUUUCAGUGCAGUGUACAAUGAGUUUAUAAAACAGACAGCUACUUCUCCUUGCCCUUUCAAGAAAAAAACUGUGUCUAAGCUUAUUGAAAAAAUUCCAAAGAUUCAGGCUAAUUCAGUACUGGCCUCAAGCGGCAGAAGUUUUAGCUUUAACUCAUUCAAAGACUACACAUCAGAAUAAGCAGAGGCAAGGGACUCACAUACUAAAGGUGGACUACAUGAUGGAACACACACUGUACUUCUGAGGUCUUAACAAACUGGUGUCAGUGUGUUGUUUAUUGUUUCAUGAGGACCUUACAGAAAUUAUCUUUAGCAAUCUAUGGACCUACAUUGUCACUGCACACAGAAUGAGUAUACAAGUCUGUAUCUCAGUCAAGGAAAACAAUUUAAGCAAAUACUUUUAGUUCUAAAAGAGCAUUUUAAAGAAGCCAUCUGCAUGAAAUCUUCAAAAUCAUAUGUUAUGCACUACAAUGAUUUUUAAUAGACUUAUAUAGAUCUAGUACAUGCUUUGCUCUGUCUCAUAUUAGGUGUUUUCCUGAAUUGUUCUGCUGCAGUUAAAGCUGUUUUCCUUCCUGUAAUCUUUGUCUCACUCUGGAUUGCUCUACAGUUCCUUCCUGCUGCCUUGUUUUAUGUAAAUACAGCCCAUUUCAUGGACUCAGACAGUACUGCCCAAUAACCAUGGCUACAUUUACAGCCAGAAUCAGCAGGAAUUACAAAAGGGGGAAAAGUUCACAUGUACAAAAACAGUGCAUACUGAAUAUCAUUUAUGGUUCAGAGCUGAUGCAGUAAUUUAGAUUUAGUAAUGACUUAGAUAAAGUGCUUUGGGGAGGACACUGUCUGUAGUUCAGAUGCCAUAUUAUUUGUUUCAAAUAACUCCAUGUGACAAGUUACUUGAUCAUCUAACCUACAACAUUUAGUUAAUCUGAUGCAACUAGUAUUAAAAAAUCUAUUUCUGUCAUAAUACAACAGUAUUGUUUUCAAAAAGUUUAUGUUUCAAAUAAUGUUAAAGUAUUUGUUAUAAUUUCAUUGUCUGUACAUUAUCUGUAUAUUGGAGAUUUGAACAAAUACAAAAUGAUUAUAUCUGCUUUAUUUAACUUAAACUGUCUGUAUAACACUUCUCUUAUCUGAUUAGUUCUUCAAAGGAUUCAUUGCUUUAGGUGAACAUUUUACUUCCUUGCUUUGAAGUGCUUUAAGUCUUAAUUAUAUUUAUUUAAUGACAUAAAUCUGUGUGAUGGUCCUUGUAUUUCUAAUGCAUUAAUGCCUACUUAUAAAAAGAAAAAUGUGAUACC
Molecule: messenger RNA, 2119 nt
Organism: Protopterus annectens (West African lungfish)
Lineage: Eukaryota; Metazoa; Chordata; Ceratodontiformes; Protopteridae
Product: ras-related and estrogen-regulated growth inhibitor-like
Exons: 4
Coding region: 289-1011 (240 amino acids)
Molecular function (GO): GTP binding; GTPase activity
Source: RefSeq, a predicted model, not a curated record